GUUCUCUUCUUCUUCUUCUUUCUUUCGUUCGUUCGUCUUGGUUCCCGGUGAAACCACACCCACAUUAGCUGCAGGCUCUGCGGUGGUGGCGGCGGAGGAGGUCGCUCCGUGACGCCGUGACGCAGCAGCCAGCCAGCCAGCCAGCAGCUAAAGGCGACGAUACGUCGCCCGUUUCCGUUCAGUUGGCGUCCGACUCGCCGUGAAUCCACAACAAUUCCUCCGUCCGCAAUUUGUUUUGUUCUCUCUUGUUUUCCGACUAUCCGCUGGACCGUAUUUUGUUCAUUCAUCCGUCGAGCCCAAGAUGCCGCAUAGUGAAAGUGCAUUCCACAGUGACGGUGAAUGACACAUUGUUCUCCGUCUCUUCAUUCAUUCGAAUUGAAACAAUCUGACUAUCCUUCCGCAAUUCCACCUGCUUCUUCUCUUUGACUGUUAUUCCGCAUUGUUCGGAAGACGAUGGACCCUUAGACAAAUUUCGUUUGAAAUCGGGGCGGAUAUGGACUGAAGUUUUUCUUGUCAUUUUUUCCCUAUUAUUGAACUUUCUCACGUUUUCGGCAGUCGGCGAGUCUUCAGUGUUCACAUCCGCAGUGAAAUAAUUGUCCCCCGUGUGUGUGUUUGUGUGUGUCACCUUGGACCAACUGGCGGAAAAGAAACAAACAAAGUCAUUAAGGUUUAAGUUUUGACAAGAAAAAAAAACCUUUUUUUGUUUUAUUUUUGAAUUUUGGCGCGUCAAAUUCGUUUUGAUUUGAAAAAAUAAAGAAGAGCGACUCACGCGAUCGCACGAUGGAAACGAUCGAUUUCGGAUGUCAGGUGAGGUGUCUCAACCGGCAGCGGUUGAUUCCCGGCUCGACGCAUCCGCAAUUGAACCAAUGCGCCUCGCAAUUUUUGGCCAAAGUCAGGAAGGAAGUGAUGACUUCCGAUUCGCCCGCCAGCACUAGCAAAUUGCCGGAAGUCGGCUGGAUGAAACUCAAACUGAGCGAAAGGGGCUUGCGCAUUCUUCCGCCGCCCACUUCCUCCAUGUCUUCCUCCUCCUCGUCUUGCGCCUCCUCGACGACGUCGUCGACGACGUCCGGAAUGCGGAAUCUCUCGCUGCAGCAGAAGAGCCGCAAGAGCGACGAAGGAUUCGAAUCGGACAGCGACACGUCGAUCCAGCCACACAACAAUUCCGGCGGAAGCAGCAGCGGAGUCAACAGCAGCAGCUCGGAUAUCGACGAAGCGGAUGAGGUCAUCCGCAACAAGAAAAUCACCGUCAACGUCAAUGGCGGCGAUUCAUCCGAUUCCGACUGCCCGGCCGAGCGGAUGAAUGUCCUUUUGACGGUUCCCAUCCGCUGCGCCCUGUCGGACAUCCUUUCGUGCCAACAUCCGCCCGCACUGGGCCGCCAUGUGGUCCUAUUGACACUCCGCUCGGCAGAUGACAGCGCCCUGGAUAUCCUGGCCCUGGAAUGCAGCGCUGAAGAGCCGGCCCGGAUUCUGACGAUGCUCUGCCAGAAAAUCCAGGCCAGUGGUACGGGUGGCGGCGGUGGCGGUGGCUCUGUCAAUGCUGGCACUAAUCAUCCGGCGCCGUCUGCUGCUCCGCCGACAUGCGCAGUUGUGACGGGCGACCCUGGAACAACAUCGGCCGGGAAAAAGAGCGUCCCACAAGCGUCAGCUGUCGGCAGUAAUGGCCCAGUCGCGGCCAAGACAGCGGCCGUGUCGAUCCAGUCGUGGUCGGACCGGGACCGUGACAAGCGGACGCUGGAUGCCAUCCUGGUGGAUUCGAAGCAUUCGUCGGCGUCGGACAUUGGCGUCGGCCCAGUCAAGGCCCAGAACAUUAUCCGCAAGUUGGAGCGUCAGCAUUCCGAAUGGAGUUUGAUCCAGCGUCGCACCCACGACGGAUUGACCCACCUGCAAAUCUCGAAACAACAAAAGUCGUCGUCAACUUUCCUAAAUCACACGGGCGUCGCCGGUGGCGGUGACGUCGGCGCCGGUGGUAUCCGUGGCCAAUCCAACGCCUCGGUGCAAACCGCAACAUCCGGCGGAAUGUUGAACAACAACAGCAGCAGCAGCAACAGUAAGAAGGGCAUGCCUUACGGCGGCCAGUUGGCCCGCCUAGAAACGGCCCUGGCCAUCACCAACAGUCAUCAGGGACAAGGCAGUCGCAGUAGUGGCGUCGGUGGCGUCGCCGCCGGAUUGAAACGAUCCGAAACGACAACGACGACGGCCAUGCAUCAAAAACUGUCAAAGAGCAAAUCUUCCAGCUCAUCCGUGGCUUCCGGCUCUUCCCCCUCGCCGCCCUCGUGCAUUUUGAGUCUGCAAACGCCGGAAUUGCCCAUGGGGCCGUCCGUCACCGGAUUGUCGCCGGCCGAGGUGAGCGACGCCUCGACUUCGACGUCGCAAUCUCCGACCCCGCCCCUGCCGCAAUCCCAUCCGCCCACGAAAACAUCCCGCUGGUCGUUUGGUGCUCCGUUCCGGCAACAACCACAACAACAACAACCUCAGCGUCUUCAUUCUCCGGAAGCGUCUCGACGGAAUACGAAAUCCAAUCAACGGGGCAGGUCGUCCGAGCGCAAGUCGUCGAAAUUCGACGCUCUGUCCACUUCUAGCGCUCCGCAGACGGGCAAAUCCUCUGAACUCAACGGCCUGUUCGUUUCCUCCAGCGGAAUGUUGAGCAUCAAAUCCAACAACAACAACAACAGUAAAAAGAAUUCAAAAUCGUCGAAAAGUCUGCCGGAAAUCCUUCCGGUUCAAUCGCCAAUUGUGGCACCUAAAAUCAAACGGGAUCCUUCCAAGACGAGAUCCUUCCUGAUGAAAUUGACGUCGUCUUCCAGGAAAUCUCCCACUCCGCCCACACCUCCUCAUCCGCCGUCCAGCACCUUGUCGCUCAACAGCGACAACUUGGGCAAAGAUCCGGAGUCGAUCCAUCGGUCGCAGCAUCCGCUGAAACUGCAGUCGCGAGGCCGGUCGUUGAUCCGACUCCGUUCGUCGACCCGACUCCAAUCGCCUCCGCCGCCCGGUCACAGCGGCGGCCAGACGUUUCUCAUACCCACCAAAUCGGGACAGGAAUUGACGCGCAACAUUUACCCGAAAGAAGGUCCGGUCACUCAGUCGUCAUCCCAGCAACAACAACAACAACAACAGGCACUACACCAACCCGUUUUCCACCUGUUGACGGGCCACAAUAACAAGAACCCUUCCGGCCGGCUCCGCUACAGCAACGGUCCGCCGCCAGUAGCGGCCAUGUCCAACGGUUGGGCCGGUUAUUGUUGGAACGAAGCGGCGGCGGCAGCUGGUGCACUCGUCCGUCAUCCAAUUCCGCAAUAUCCGACAUCGAUGGACGCUAAUAACAACCAACACCUCCAUCAACAACAACAGCAACAGCAGCAACAACAACAACAACAGCAAUGGAUUUAUUUCCAUCCGCAUCCCGUCCAUCAUCCGGCGCCACCCCCUCAACCGCCACCCACUUUGAUCAAGGCGGGAGAUUUCAAUAAAUUGCGGCUCCAGCGAUCCAGGAGUCAAAGCCCCGGACGGAUGAGAAGUAGUCAAAGGUGGUUACCUCCUCCGCCUCCACCUCCGCCAGCUGGUCCGCCAUCCAUCGGCCACUAUUACGCCUUGCCGUCACCCAUCCACCAACAGCCGGUGUCUCUUCCGCCGGACAUGUCCCACAUGUUGUCGCAACAACAACAACAGCACCGAUCGUCCGCUCAGACGUCGUCGCCUUCGUCCACUUCGAAUUCUUCCAACCAGGACCUGCUGUCGGCGGCGGCCAGAUCUUUCAGACGUUCCAAAUCCACCCACACGCGGAUGUCGAGCCGCAGCCACUUGGCACCGUCCAAAUCGAGCAGCCAAAACAACAGCAACAACAACAAGGCCGUGACGUUUCACGCCUUCGCUACCGUCCAGUUGGUCGAUUAAAACAAAUCACCCUCCCCCCCCCCCUUGAUUAAACCAUUUUUCUUUUACCAAAUUACCUAAUUAAAAAAGGGAAUCAUCUUUCGUUUUUGUUUAGAACACACAACAACAUGUCUGUGAUGAUGUUUGAUCAUUUUUUUUUUAAUAUUUUUAUUAUUUCGGUUGUUACAUAAUUUGGUGAUUUGAUGAUUGUGUAUAGACAAAUAUAUCAAAGCGCUCGGAUAAAAACAAGACAAAAAGGAA
Molecule: messenger RNA, 4131 nt
Organism: Daphnia pulex (common water flea)
Lineage: Eukaryota; Metazoa; Arthropoda; Branchiopoda; Diplostraca; Daphniidae
Product: nuclear factor of activated T-cells 5-like
Exons: 2
Coding region: 781-3891 (1036 amino acids)
Source: RefSeq, a predicted model, not a curated record